Manihot esculenta (cassava) is the source of this 2032-nucleotide messenger RNA. Its product is annotated as putative BPI/LBP family protein At1g04970. Gene Ontology annotation, molecular function: lipid binding. The transcript is spliced from 6 exons. Lineage: Eukaryota; Viridiplantae; Streptophyta; Magnoliopsida; Malpighiales; Euphorbiaceae. The record is from RefSeq and is a predicted model, not a curated record. Bases 284 to 1765 code for a protein of 493 amino acids.
UGUCCAAAGCAAUCAUUUCGAAGAUAAAUCCAACAUUUUGAUUCCAAAAUUUGAACGAGAAAAACCCCAGGAAUUUAAUGCAAGAUAACUAAACCAACUCCCAAGUUAGCCAAGAAAUCUUUCAUCCCAAACCACGUUACCUCUCGCAGCGAUCUCCUGACACCGAAUCAUCGUCCCUUUCCUCCUCUGAUUCUCUGUCUCUGUCUCUAUCUAUCUCUGUGUAUACAUGGCGAUGCUCUAAAACAAAUUCAAUUCCAAAUUUGCACGUCAAAAGCCCCAAAACAUGGCAGCAACAGCUCUCCUAUUUCUCCUCAUAACUUCUCUCUUCAUCCCCUCCUAUACCCAUGAUAUUCAAUCGCCAGACCAGGAAGCCUUCAUUUCAAUCGUUAUAUCCCAGCAAGGCCUCGACUUUCUUAAGAAUUUGCUUGUAACCAAAACAAUCUCUUCAAUAAUUCCUCUCAAUUUGCCCAGGAUUGAAAAGACGGUUAAAGUUCCAUUUCUGGGUUAUGUUCGUAUGCGUCUAUCGAACAUCACCUUACAUGAAAUCGAUGUCUUAUCCUCUUAUGUUAAGCCUGGAGAUACUGGUGUUGCAAUUAUUGCAUCGGGCACUACUUGUAAUUUAAGCUCGAGUUGGUAUUAUCAGUAUAGUUCUUGGCUUCUGCCUGUUGAGAUUGUUGAUAGAGGAGGCGCUUCUGUUCAGGUUGAAGGCAUGCAAGUGGGGCUUACAUUAGGCUUGGAGAACCAGAAUGGAACUUUGAAGCUGUCCCUUAUAAACUGUGGUUGUUAUGUUAAAGAUGUCUCUAUCAAAUUGGAUGGAGGAGCUUCUUGGCUUUAUCAAGGAAUGCUAGAUGCAUUUGAAGAGCAAAUAGGGGCUGCAGUGGAAAAUGCUAUUACAAAGAAACUUAGAGAAGGAAUUUUAAAGCUUGAUUCAUUUCUGCAAUCUCUUCCCAAAGAAGUUCCAGUAGAUGAUAAUGCCUCUUUAAAUGUGACUUUUGUGAAGGACCCUUUGUUGAGUAAUUCUUCCAUUGGAUUUGACAUCAAUGGGUUAUUCACAGCAAGGAAAAAGUUUCUAGUCCCAAUGAAUAAGUACCAGAGUUCACAACCGUCAGUUUUCUGUAAAGAUUCAUCUAAGAUGCUUGGAAUUUCACUAGAUGAGGCUGUUUUUAAUUCUGCAUCAGCUUUAUAUUAUGAUGCAAAAUUCAUGCAAUGGGUUGUGGAUAAAAUACCGGAUCAAUAUCUUUUAAACACUGCUGGAUGGAGAUUUAUUAUUCCUCAAUUGUACAAGAAAUAUCCAAAUGAUGACAUGAAUUUAAAUCUCUCCUUAUCUUCUCCUCCAGUCAUAAAGAUUUUAGAGAAUGAUAUCGAUGCAACUGUUUAUGCCGAAUUAAUAAUUGAUGUUUUGGAAGCAGAUCAAGUAAUACCAGUUGCAUGCAUUUCAUUGGACAUUCAUGGCUCAGGUUCAGUUAAGAUCUCAGGGAAUAAACUCGGGGGCAGCUUGAAAUUAAAUUACUUUUCCAUGUCAUUGAAAUGGAGCAAUAUCGGUAAUCUUCGGCUGUAUCUUGUUCAGCCAGUUAUGUGGACUCUUAUCCAAACUGUUUUCUUGCCAUAUGCAAAUGCGAAACUUGGACAAGGCUUUCCUUUGCCGAUUGUUCAUGGUUUCACCCUUAAGAAUGCUGAAAUAGUUUGUUCAAGAUCAAAAACUACAGUUUGUGGUGACGUGGAAUACUCAGAAUUGCAGGAUCUUAAUCAGAUUAUGUUCACCUAAUAUGUUGCCUUCUGAUGUGUGAUGGGGAUGCACACCAAGUUCCAGAAAGCACAGGCAGAUGUCCCAAUUCUGUUGGUGAUUCAUGUGUGUAAAAAGCUCAGACAGUUAAAACUGGGUUCCUCCACCAAUGUACAAACUGUGAAAAUGCCAUAGAUUCUGGUUUGUGCAGAUGCUUCCUAGCAUUUUUAGCAUUCAAUUCAUUCUUGAACGUGAAGGGUAAUAAAGAAUGACUUCUGAGAUGGACUAUAAUAGUUCGGUUUUUUUCAA